CCCUUUCAAUUUCUACCAUCAAAAUCACGCCCAGUUUGACUCUAAAUCACAAAUCGACUCGAAAAUAUGUCGGGAAAAUUCUCAGCCACACUAAGGAUCGGCGACCUUAAUGAUUUCAUCGCACCAUCACAUGGCUGUCUUGUUUCUAUGAAGUCUGGUUCCGCUGGGCUCGUUGAUAAGCCAAAGAAGCUGGUAAAAACAACACCUGUUAAAGAGACUCUUGAAACAGAUCCAGUAAAAAUAUCACUCAAGGAUUGCUUAGCAUGCAGUGGGUGUAUUACUUCUGCAGAGACUAUUAUGUUAGAGAAGCAAAGCUUGGAUGAGUUUCUAUCCAAUAUAAACAAUGGCAAAACUGUUAUUGUCUCUCUUUCACCUCAGUCAAGGGCUUCCAUUGCUGUGCAUUAUGGUCUUUCUCCACUUCAGGUUUUCAAGAAACUGACCACACUUUUCAAAUCUUUGGGGGUUAAAGCUGUAUUUGAUACAAGUUGUAGUAGAGAUUUGUCUCUUAUUGAAUCUUGUAACGAAUUC
This is a messenger RNA of Lactuca sativa (garden lettuce), 528 nucleotides long. Its product is annotated as protein NAR1. Lineage: Eukaryota; Viridiplantae; Streptophyta; Magnoliopsida; Asterales; Asteraceae. The record is from RefSeq and is a predicted model, not a curated record.